AUGUUGAAAACAGUUCUAUAUCCCAAAAACUACGAUUCUGUUUCCGGAUGGAUACCCGAUGUUGGUGAUGGAAGUGUUUUAAAAGAACCAGUAAGAACUCUUGCUGCUGACGCAAAUGAAGCUAGAGUAAGAGUCGUUGUUCGAAACACAUUAGAAAGAGUAGCUAGUAAAUUAUGGAUUCGAGUAAAUCAGUAUAAUAAUGUUGUUGAGAAUAAUAGGUGGGGUAAUUACGUAAACUGGAAAUUAUACCCUUUAUUCGGUCUGUUGGAACACAGAAAAGUUUCCAUAGGAUUACCAUAUAAAAUUCAUCUACAAAGAGAAGUUAAUGACGAUAAGAUAUUCUUUUGGGAGAAUGAUUCAAAAGCAAAAUUAGAAAUAACGAAUCUCCAACUUUUCAUACCGUAA
Molecule: messenger RNA, 405 nt
Organism: Lottia gigantea (owl limpet)
Lineage: Eukaryota; Metazoa; Mollusca; Gastropoda; Lottiidae
Exons: 1
Coding region: 1-405 (134 amino acids)
Source: RefSeq, a predicted model, not a curated record